AUACAGUUUAAGCUCUUGGCGUACGAGAUGAACAACAUUUUCGCAGGAGAUUACUUUACAAUAAAGGCUCAGUUUGGAAAGUGCGACGAUCAACUUUCGUUCUUGCUGCGUUUCAAGACUCUCAUAAAUAACACCUUCUCAACGGUAGUGCUCAUGUAUCUUGGAAUUGUUGUAUUGAUUUUGUGCCUAGAGAUGUACUACACUAUGACUAUGGACACUUUCCAGGAAAUCAUUCGAGCAGUGGUCUAUGCAGCACUGAUGUUUUUCGAAUUCUUCAUUUGUUAUUGCAUCCCUGCUCAAGCUUUAAUUGACGAGUCUGAAAAGCUUGUUGAAGGCCUAUACAACAGCAAUUGGUACGAACAUAUGGGCAGCAGCGCAUCAUAUGGUAAGGCAAUGACGUUACUUCAAGGAAAAAGUCAAAUGAGAGUCAUGUUUACGAUUGGUGGCUUCCUCAACUUGAACAUGCAAACUGGACUAGCGGCCGUGAAGACAAUGGUUUCCUACAGCAUGUUUUUGAAAACUAUGACUGGGCUUGAAGAUGAUACGGAACAAAUUUAAGUGACGAUUUUACUUGUUCAAACCUCAUUACCUCAUACGUCAUUUCCGUUUUGUGGUAAAAUGAAUGUGU
Acanthoscelides obtectus is the source of this 628-nucleotide messenger RNA. The record is from the annotation of a GenBank genome assembly. NCBI's taxonomy places the organism in Eukaryota, Metazoa, Arthropoda, Insecta, Coleoptera, Chrysomelidae.